AUGGCUUUCAAAUUCAACUCUUUCUCUUUUGUAUCUCUUUCAAUUGUAGUUUCUUUUGCCUUUUCCCAUGUUGUUGCAGCACAUGAUGAUCGAAAGUUACUGAAUUCGUUCGAACAUGUGUCGAAUACUUUGGCUUUGUUCCAAUCACCUGAUGGUUGGCAACCCAUAGAUGUAAAUGAUCCUAAAGUGGUGGACAUUGCAAAAUUUGCAGUAAAUACAGAGAACAGCUUAUUAAAAAGCGUUCAAUUGGAAUUUGAUAGUGUGUCAGAUGGACAAUUUCAAGUUGAUAAUAACGGCACCACUUAUCAACUUACUAUUGUCGCCAUAGAAUUCGAUGAAGCAAAUGAAUAUUCAGCGGUUGUUUACGAAAAUUCCAAGGACAAUGUUAGAAAACUCAUUUCCUUUGAUUAA
Messenger RNA from Lycium barbarum (goji berry), 411 nucleotides. Its product is annotated as putative cysteine proteinase inhibitor 7. Gene Ontology annotation, molecular function: cysteine-type endopeptidase inhibitor activity. The coding region runs from base 1 to 411 and encodes 136 amino acids. The transcript has a single exon. The record is from RefSeq and is a predicted model, not a curated record. NCBI's taxonomy places the organism in Eukaryota, Viridiplantae, Streptophyta, Magnoliopsida, Solanales, Solanaceae.